AGCCAGCUGUAUUGCUCAUCCUUGCUUGACAUCUAUGGACAAGUAUAUGAUUCAUCUGACUCUUAAGAAUUUAACAAACAUUCCUGUGGGUUUUUUCAUGUAACGACAGCUUCAAAAGGUUUGUGUUUCUGCAACAGUGCUCGAGUGUUCCGAUAUUUGAUAUUAAUAGUUAGAAAAACAACUUUUCAAAUGUUUGAUUUAAAAUUGAAGGAUUACAACGGAAAGUAUUAUUUAUGAGGCAUAUGAAAGUAAGUGAUUGAUAUAAAUCAAAAUAGAAAUAUUCCUUGCUGAGGAUGAAGCCAAUAUUACACGGGUAUCUUUGACAGCAAAGGGUUAAUAGUGUUUCAAAGCUAUCACUUUGUAUAACAAGUGACGGAAACGCAACUAGGUUGGAAAGUCGUAACAUUGUACUAAUUGAUAUCAUUAGUCCCUUUUUCAAAACUGAAUUCUAAAGUAAACACAAUCUGGUAAAGAUGCAUAAGCAAAACUAUACAUAAUGACACAAGACAAGACAAUUAAGAAACCGGAACUGAAACGUGCGGCUUCGGAAAUAAGUGGUUUUAUGAGCGUUCGAGGUCAGCCACACUCGGGCAGCGUCUCAAAGGAAUCGGAAGAUUAUCAGUAUGUAUCUUCGAAAGAUUUGUCUUCGGUUAUGAGAAGAUGGGAUAUAGAGACACCUAUAGACGAUACCUUGUAUGAAUCACGAUGUGAAUCAUCUCCAAUAACUGACAUGUGUACAAUCUGUGCAUCAAAGGGAAUGGUUGAAAAAGCAACACAUAUAUGUCGAGACUGCAGCCAAUAUGGCAGAUACUUUUGCCAAAGUUGCUGGGAUUAUCACAAUAAGUUCUUACCCACUCAUGAUACACUGUCACUUUCCGUUAGCCGCGAUAGUAACCCAGGCGCGUCAGUCAAAUCAUUAACGUCAGCCUCAAAUAGUGACGAUGACAUAAAAAUGUGGCUGAAUGAACUGAAACAGCAAAUUGAGAAAGAUGAAUACAAUGCAAGGGCAUUUGAGAAAAAACCUAAUGGAAAUGUCGAGUCAGAACAUAUUUCUGUCAUUUUAAAGGACAUUUGCAAAAUCAUCCAAAAGAAAAGUAUAUCUCAAAGGGACUUGCUUAUCAAAGUAGAAACAUUAUAUUCGAAGUUACAUAAAGCUUGCGACGAUUUUCCAGCAGAUUCAUCAGAGACUUCGACACCCUUCGCAGUGCAGGGAGCUGCUGCACGCAAACAAGAAUCUCUGGAAGAAAGACAAUUAUCAACUGCUAUUGUUAAUGCAGAAAAGUAA
Molecule: messenger RNA, 1285 nt
Organism: Ruditapes philippinarum (Manila clam)
Lineage: Eukaryota; Metazoa; Mollusca; Bivalvia; Venerida; Veneridae
Exons: 4
Coding region: 497-1285 (262 amino acids)
Source: RefSeq, a predicted model, not a curated record